AUGGUGUUGCAGAUGUGGAAGGCUACUGCAGGCCACACCAUUUCUGUCAAUCAGGAUGAUGGAGCCGAUGACUGGGAGACAGAUCCUGAUUUUGUGAAUGAUGUGAGUGAGAAAGAACAGCGCUGGGGAGCUAAAACUGUGAAAGGAUCCGGCCAUCAAGAACACAUCAAUAUUCAUCAGCUGAGAGAGAACGUAUUCCAAGAACACCAGAACCUCAAGGAGAAGGAGCUUGAAACAGGACCAAAAGCUUCCCAUGGCUACGGAGGGAAAUUUGGCGUUGAACAAGAUCGCAUGGAUAAAUCAGCUGUUGGACAUGAAUAUCAAUCCAAGCUUUCUAAGCAUUGCUCCCAAGUGGAUUCGGUGAAAGGGUUUGGUGGCAAGUUUGGAGUACAAACUGAUAGAGUUGACCAGUCAGCUGUUGGGUUUGAAUAUCAGGGGAAAACUGAGAAGCAUGCUUCCCAAAAAGACUACUCAAGUGGUUUUGGUGGAAAAUACGGAGUACAGGCUGACAGAGUGGACAAGAGUGCAGUGGGGUUUGAUUACCAGGGUAAAACUGAGAAACACGAGUCACAGAAGGAUUAUUCCAAAGGCUUUGGUGGUAAAUAUGGUGUUGACAAGGACAAAGUGGACAAAAGUGCUGUUGGCUUUGAAUAUCAAGGCAAAACGGAAAAACAUGAAUCACAGAAAGAUUAUGUAAAGGGGUUUGGAGGCAAGUUUGGAGUGCAGACAGACAGACAAGACAAAUGUGCACUUGGCUGGGAUCACCAGGAGAAAGUGCAGCUGCAUGAAUCCCAGAAAGACUAUAAGAGUGGUUUCGGAGGGAAAUUUGGUGUACAGACAGAAAGGCAGGACCCAUCUGCUGUGGGGUUUGAUUACAAGGAGAAACUAGCCAAGCAUGAAUCUCAACAAGAUUAUUCAAAAGGAUUUGGUGGGAAGUAUGGUGUGCAGAAAGAUAGGAUGGAUAAGAAUGCAGCAACUUUUGAAGAUAUUGAGAAACCAGCAUCAACUUAUCAGAAGACCAAGCCAAUAGAAGCUGUUGCUAAUAAAACAAGCAGCAUCCGAGCUAACUUUGAAAACUUAGCCAAGGAAAAAGAGCAGGAAGACCGACGAAAGGCAGAAGCUGAGAGAGCACAAAGAAUGGCCAGGGAGAAACAAGAACAGGAAGAGGCUCGAAGGAAGCUGGAGGAACAAGCUAAAGCCAAAAAACAAACUCCACCACCAUCUCCUACCACACAGCUGGCUGAGCAGAAGGCACCCUCAAGCCCACUCUACGAGGACGCAGUUUCCUAUGAAGCAGAGUCUGCCUACAAGAAUUCCAGUGCAACAUACUCAGCUGCACGUGAGCCAGAGGCCGGAUACAAAGCUGCAGAGUCGGACUACCAAGAAGCUGUGAGUCAGCGAGAGGCAGAAUAUGAACCGGAGACUGUCUAUGAAGUGGCAGGGGCAGGAGACCAUUACCAAGCAGAAGAAAAUGCUUAUGAUGAAUAUGAAAAUGAACUUGGAAUUACAGCCAUAGCCCUUUAUGAUUAUCAAGCUGCGGGUGAUGACGAGAUUUCCUUUGACCCAGAUGACAUCAUCACAAAUAUAGAAAUGAUCGAUGACGGCUGGUGGAGGGGUGUCUGCAAAGGCCGAUACGGGUUGUUCCCUGCGAAUUACGUGGAGCUGAGACAAUAAAGACUAUUGUCUACUGGUUAUGCCUUAAUUCCCCAGUCAAUAAAUCUGACUUAAUACACUACAAAUCAUGAUGCUUUUCUGAGGAUGGAGGGGUAUAUACAUAUUGCUUUUAUAUUUAAUACUUUGCUGAUGCUUUUUAAAAUGUUUAUGCCACAGAAAUCGCUAAUAUAUUGUAACUACUGUGUUCUUCACUAAGGCUCUUAAAAUGAUUUUCAUCCAUUUGGAAACAUUUCUUCUCUGCCAAAUUAGCAAUUGUCAGAAAAAGCCUUUUCAAGGACAGUUAGCUGUCUGUCAUAAUAUUGCAUGUUUUACUCAUAAGUAAGUGAGCAGAUAUACUUAGCGUUUAAGUCUAGUUAGUCUUCCACUAAAUGUUUUCAGCUAAGAAAAUCAUGGCUAUGCAGGUUAUUUGCCUUUCCACUAAGCAGGAGUGGGGAGGACUAGAGCA
Molecule: messenger RNA, 2119 nt
Organism: Phaethon lepturus (White-tailed tropicbird)
Lineage: Eukaryota; Metazoa; Chordata; Aves; Phaethontiformes; Phaethontidae
Gene: CTTN
Product: cortactin
Exons: 16
Coding region: 1-1674 (557 amino acids)
Biological process (GO): regulation of actin filament polymerization
Cellular component (GO): site of polarized growth; focal adhesion; lamellipodium
Molecular function (GO): actin filament binding
Source: RefSeq, a predicted model, not a curated record